Messenger RNA from Halteromyces radiatus, 969 nucleotides. Its product is annotated as nitrogen permease regulator of amino acid transport activity 3-domain-containing protein. Gene Ontology annotation, biological process: positive regulation of autophagy; cellular response to amino acid starvation; negative regulation of TORC1 signaling. The record is from RefSeq and is a predicted model, not a curated record. Lineage: Eukaryota; Fungi; Mucoromycota; Mucoromycetes; Mucorales; Cunninghamellaceae. The transcript is spliced from 3 exons. The coding region runs from base 138 to 917 and encodes 259 amino acids. Gene Ontology annotation, cellular component: GATOR1 complex.
AACAACAACAACAACAACAACAAAAGAAUGGAUUACAGGUGGAUGAAAGAAAGAAGAUUUUAUUACAACAACAGCAACAACAUCAGCAACAACAACAACAACAACAACAGAAACAGAAACAACAUGGAGAUAAUGAUAUGACCAAUUCACAUCAAGGACCUUUACUUAGUUAUGAUUCUCAAUCUGCAUCAUUGAUGGAUAUUUAUGGUGUAGGUGGAUAUGAAUACGAUCAUUAUCCAGUCCUUUGUCCUUAUCAUACAUUAUUAUUAUUGGAAGAUCCUGAAGAAGUCUUGAAAAACAUGCCUUUAGAUGCAAGUCCCACUUUGGUACAAUUGAUUCAAAUCUUAACACCCACACAAACACUACAAGAAUUACAUUUAAUUCUGGAUUGUUCUUUAGCUCAAAUAUAUCGUUUAGCAGCUCAUUUGAUUUAUUGGCGAAAAGCAAAAUUGAUUCAUCCUAUUCAUGCUCGAAAUAACUAUGUAUUAUCCCCCAAGGCAAAAUUCGAAGAUCUGGCAUUGAUAGAACAAGAUUUCAAACUUCAUAUUCCUAGUCUCAAUCUUCCUACAUUUUUAUCUCAAUUAUCUUAUGGAAAACCUUUAUAUCGAAUUACUCCCUCCAAAGAAUAUCGAAAUCAAUAUCUGGAAGCCAUCACAUAUCUUGUACGCAAAGAUUGGGUGAUUCAACUACAUAUGUUUUUGGUUUUGAUGCAACCUUGGCCCAAUGAUGAAGAAGGUGGGAAAUGGGCUCAUGAAAAAGCACCCAAGGAAGUCGCAGAUCUAUUGGUUCGGUUAGUGCCUUAUAUGGAUGGUAAGCACCCUAUUGAAGAAAUCAUGUACCGUGAAGCUGUAUCAAGAAAACAAUUAGGUUUAGUAUUAAAGUAUUAUAGACAAUAUAUUGUUACUAUGUACCAUUAGUUGUUUUUAUUCAGAUAAUAAUAAUAAAAAAAAAAAAAGGUUUCAAAUGCAC